Macrosteles quadrilineatus (aster leafhopper) is the source of this 484-nucleotide messenger RNA. RefSeq names its product damage-control phosphatase ARMT1-like. Gene Ontology annotation, molecular function: phosphatase activity. Gene Ontology annotation, biological process: DNA damage response. The coding region runs from base 52 to 399 and encodes 115 amino acids. The transcript is spliced from 2 exons. Gene Ontology annotation, cellular component: cytoplasm; nucleus. The record is from RefSeq and is a predicted model, not a curated record. Lineage: Eukaryota; Metazoa; Arthropoda; Insecta; Hemiptera; Cicadellidae.
UGGAGUGUUCACAGUGAGCCGUUUUGGACUUUGCCCUUUUCUUACAACGAGAUGAAGGAGCAAGACCCCAAGCUGCACAGUAUGUUGGCUGAGAGCAGCAUCAUCAUUUUCAAGGGGGAUCUCAACUAUCGCAAGUUGCUCGGAGAUAUCAACUGGAAGUACACAACUCCGUUUCAUGCGGCUCUGAGAGGCUUCAACCCUGCUCCAAUUGUAGCCCUGCGCACCGCCAAGGCAGAUCUGAUUGCCGGACUUGAUCCAUACGUGUUUGAACCUGUUGCUGCCAAAAACAGAAACUGGCUCCUAACAGGGGACUAUGGACUAAUCCAGUUUGAUGGCACAAACACAAAAAACAAUCUGGAGAGUGAAGUGAGCAGUGAAAUUAAAAAACUUGCUUUAUAACUCCAAACUCUGUUUUCCUAUCAUUUAAUUUCUCUUGCAAUGUACCUGUGAUUUUUAAUAAACUGUUUACUGUUGUUUUAUUUAA